AUGUCUGAGGUGGCGGCGAUGGCGGGGCAGGCGUACAUGAGACAGCUCUCCAAGCACCCUCUCCGCACCAAGGCCAUCACCUCCGGGGUGCUGGCCGGCUGCAGCGACGCCGUCGCCCAGAAGAUCUCCGGCGUCAAGAAGCUCCAGCUCAGGAGGCUCCUCCUCAUAAUGCUCUAUGGAUUUGCAUACGCAGGACCAUUCGGUCAUUUUUUCCACAAGCUUAUGGACAAGAUUUUCAAGGGACAGAAGAAAGGAAAAGAAACUACAGCCAAGAAGGUCAUAGUGGAGCAGCUAACUGUAUCACCAUGGAACAAUAUGAUGUUCAUGAUGUACUACGGUCUGGUAGUUGAAGGGAGGCCAUUCGGGCAAGUAAAGAGCAAGGUCAAGAAGGACUUUGCAAACAUCCAAUUGACAGCUUGGAAGUUCUGGCCAAUAGUUAGCUGGAUCAACUAUGAGUACAUGCCACUCCAGCUCCGAGUUCUUUUCGCCAGCUCCAUUGCAUCAUGCUGGGCAGUGUUUCUGAACCUGAAAGCAGCAAGAUCCAUUGCCGGCGCUAGUAAGAAUGCAUAA
Messenger RNA from Triticum turgidum subsp. durum (durum wheat), 570 nucleotides. The record is from the annotation of a GenBank genome assembly. NCBI's taxonomy places the organism in Eukaryota, Viridiplantae, Streptophyta, Magnoliopsida, Poales, Poaceae.